This is a messenger RNA of Phyllostomus discolor (pale spear-nosed bat), 3600 nucleotides long. RefSeq names its product ADAM metallopeptidase with thrombospondin type 1 motif 8 (gene ADAMTS8). The record is from RefSeq and is a predicted model, not a curated record. Gene Ontology annotation, biological process: extracellular matrix organization; proteolysis. The transcript has 9 exons. Bases 342 to 3011 code for a protein of 889 amino acids. Gene Ontology annotation, molecular function: metalloendopeptidase activity; zinc ion binding. NCBI's taxonomy places the organism in Eukaryota, Metazoa, Chordata, Mammalia, Chiroptera, Phyllostomidae.
CUCUUAUGUCAAAGCCGGGAAGGAAGUAUAAAUACAAAGGGCUCGGCAGCCCACUCGGUGCUUCCCGGGGUGGGGAGGAGGCAGGGUGGAGGGCGGGCGCGCGCGGCUCGGGGCGCCAGUUGCUCGCGCUCGGAUCGGCGGGCGGGCGCAGAGGAGCGGGCUGCGGGGCCUGAGGGGCCGCCAGGGGACCUCGCAGCGGCCAGGUCCCCACGGGCUGAGUCACCCAACGACCUGAUUGAUUUCCUUUUUCCUAGAGGGAGCAGCCGGGCACUGCGUGCGCCGCCAGCACCUGCCCGCGCCUGGCGGCUUGUUCCCUCUCGAGCGCCGCAGCCGGAGCCCCCAUGCCCCGCGCCGCUCCCCAGUGGCCGCCGCUCCUGCUGCUGCUCCUGCAGCCGCUCGCCCUCGGCGCCCCGGCCCGGCCCGGAGCCCGCGACCCGGCCUCGGAGCUGGUGGUGCCCACGCGGUGGGCGGCCGACACGGACGAGCUGGCGCUCCACCUGUCCGCCUUCGGCCAGAACUUCGUGCUGCGCCUGGCGCCCGACGCCAGCUUCCUGGCGCCGGAGUUCAAGAUCGAGCGCCUAGGGAGCUCCGCCGGGGCUGCCGGGGGCGAGCGCGAGCUGCGAGACUGCUUCUUCUCGGGCACAGUGAACGGGGAGCCGGAGUCUCUGGCAGCCGUCAGCCUGUGCGGCGGACUGAGCGGCUCCUUCCUGCUGGAUGGCGAGGAGUUCACCAUCCAGCCGCAGGGCGCGGGGGACUCCCUGCACCGGCCGCACCACCUGCAGCACUGGGGACGGGGGGCGCGCGGCGCCCAGCCCCACCCCCUCCCUCGAGGACCCGAGGGUGACGGUCAGAGGCAGUACAGAGACGACGAGCUUGAAAAGGAAGAGGAGGAGGAGGCACAAGAGGAGGAAGGCGAAGAGGAGUCGGAAGGCGCGGGCGAGCUGCUGUCCCCCCUGGGGGGCGCGAGUAGGACCAAGCGGUUUGUGUCUGAGGCUCGCUUCGUGGAGACGCUACUGGUGGCUGACGCAUCUAUGGCAGCCUUCUAUGGAACCGACCUGCAGAACCACAUCCUGACGCUCAUGUCCGUGGCUGCCCGCAUCUACAAGCACCCCAGCAUCAGGAACUCUGUGCACCUGGUGGUGGUGAAAGUGCUGAUAGUGGAAGACGAGAAAUGGGGCCCCGAAGUGUCUGACAAUGGGGGGCUGACGCUGCGCAACUUCUGCAACUGGCAACGGCAUUUCAACCAGCCCAGCGACCGGCACCCGGAGCACUUCGACACAGCCAUUCUGCUCACCAGGCAGAACUUCUGCGGGAAGGACGGCAUGUGCGACACCCUGGGCGUGGCGGACAUUGGCACAAUCUGUGACCCCAACAAGAGCUGCUCCGUGAUCGAGGACGAGGGGCUCCAGGCAGCCUACACGCUGGCUCAUGAGCUGGGGCACGUGCUCAGCAUGCCCCACGACGACUCCAAGCCCUGUGCACGGCUCUUUGGGCCCAUGGGCAAGCACCACAUGAUGGCGCCCCUCUUCGUCCACCUAAACAAGACGCUGCCCUGGUCCCCCUGCAGUGCCAUGUACCUCACGGAGCUCCUGGACGGCGGACACGGAGACUGUCUCCUCGAUGCCCCCACCUCCGCCCUGCCCCUCCCGACAGACCUCCCUGGGCAGAGAGCGCUUUAUGAGCUGGACCAACAGUGCAAGCAGAUCUUUGGGCUGGGUUUCCGCCACUGUCCCAACACCUCUGCCCAGGACAUCUGUGCCCAGCUGUGGUGCCACAUGGACGGCGCCGAGCCCCUUUGCCACACCAAGAACGGCAGCCUGCCCUGGGCAGAUGGGACACCCUGUGGGCCCGGGCACCUGUGCUGGGAGGGCAGCUGUCUUCCUGAAGAGGAAGUAGAGAGGCCUAAGGCCGUGGUGGAUGGAGGCUGGGCCCCCUGGGGACCCUGGGGAGAGUGCUCCCGGACCUGCGGAGGAGGAGUUCAGUUUUCACACCGCGAGUGCAAGGACCCUGAGCCUCAGAACGGAGGAAGAUACUGCUUGGGCCGGAGAACCAAGUACCAGUCGUGCCACACGGAGGAAUGUCCCCCUGAUGGGAAAAGCUUUCGGGAGCAGCAGUGUGAGAAGUAUAAUGCCUACAAUUACACUGACAUGGAUGGAAACCUCCUGCAGUGGGUCCCCAAGUACGCAGGGGUGUCUCCCCGGGACCGCUGCAAGUUGUUCUGUCGAGCCCGGGGGAGGAGUGAGUUCAAAGUGUUUGAGGCCAAGGUGAUCGACGGCACCCUCUGUGGCCCAGAGACUCUGGCCAUCUGUGUCCGUGGCCAGUGUGUCAAGGCUGGCUGUGACCAUGUGGUGGACUCACCUAGGAAGCUGGACAAAUGUGGGGUGUGUGGAGGCAAAGGCAACUCGUGCAGGAAGAUCUCCGGUUCCCUCAACCCCUCAAGUUAUGGCUACAAUGACAUCGUCACCAUCCCAGCUGGUGCCACAAACAUUGAUGUGAAACAACGGAGCCACCCAGGAGUCCAGAACGACGGCAACUACCUGGCGUUGAAGACCGCCGACGGGCAGUACCUGCUCAAUGGGAACCUGGCCAUCUCUGCCAUAGAGCAGGACAUCUUGGUGAAGGGGACCAUCCUGAAGUACAGUGGCUCCAUUGCCACCCUGGAGCGGCUGCAGAGCUUCCGGCCCCUGCCUGAGCCUCUGACCGUGCAGCUCCUGACAGUCCCGGGUAAGGACUUUCCCCCCAAAGUCAAAUACACCUUCUUUGUUCCUAAUGACAUGAACUUCAGCAUACAAAGUGGCAAAGAGAGAGCAACCACAAACGUCAUCCAGCCCCUGCUCAAUGCACAGUGGGUCCUGGGGGACUGGUCUGAGUGCUCAAGCAGCUGCGGGGCCGGCUGGCAGCGACGGACCGUGGAGUGCCGGGACCCCAGCGGCCAGGCCUCUGCCGCCUGCAACAAGGCUCUGAAACCCGAGGAUGCCAAGACCUGUGGAAGCCAGCCGUGCCCUCUGUGACCUGUGCAGUGGGGCCAGUCUUGUGCUCAUGGACUCGGGGUGCCGGGAUACAGGCAAGUGUCCCCACCGUGGUGACUCUACGUGUGGAGGUGGCAUGGCCUACCCAGCUCUCGCCUGGCACCAGCCCCUUUGGCACGGGGAGGGGAAGAGAAGAUGGGCCAACAGAUCCUAAUGUCUACUUUCUAGGGGACGGGACCUUGCUUCGGUUCAAGUAGAGGGCAUAGGUUAAAAGGUGAAAGCAUACUUGUUGACCCAAACAGGAGACUCAGUCAGCCUGUUUGCAAAGGAUGAGCAAAGUUAAACAACAAAAAAAUGUUUUCUAUUUGGUUUCCCCUAUAAAUAAUCUACCUCAGAGGGGAAAAACUUAGUCCAAGAUAGGUGUGGGGUGGGGAGUCCACGGCGAAUGUCAAAGCAAGCUGCUAAGCUGGCUUCAGAAGCGAUCACAACUCUCUUCAGUAUUAAAAUCCGUCGCCUGAAGGGCUGCGGGGUUGCGGGGAGCCACACGCUCCCAGGCUUCCACCUGCAGGGUGGACCCGUUUCAAGUAUUUAUGCAAAUGCGUCUCUGAACUAAAGUGUGAUCUUGUGCCAA